This is a messenger RNA of Etheostoma cragini (Arkansas darter), 5547 nucleotides long. It is a transcript of the gene cadpsb, whose product is annotated as Ca2+-dependent activator protein for secretion b. Gene Ontology annotation, biological process: dense core granule exocytosis; synaptic vesicle exocytosis; positive regulation of exocytosis. The coding region runs from base 245 to 4453 and encodes 1402 amino acids. The transcript has 33 exons. Gene Ontology annotation, cellular component: glutamatergic synapse. NCBI's taxonomy places the organism in Eukaryota, Metazoa, Chordata, Actinopteri, Perciformes, Percidae. The record is from RefSeq and is a predicted model, not a curated record.
GAGCUCGGCGCAGGCGGAGAAAGCUCAGUGUGAAGCAGACUCAACCUCUUCCACGACCACUCGCACUGCUGACAUCCCUCAGCGAGCAAGUACAAUCAGGGCCUAUCCCUGUCUUGUUUUCGGGCAUAUUUUUCAUGAAAUCUAGACACUGAUAAGACACGACACAGACAUCAUCUAGGGGUUAGAAAAUAACCUCAUUUAGUAGUUUAGGAUAUCUUUAGGGACGCAUCACCUUUAGAGCAAGAUGUUAGAUCCGUCGUCCAGUGAGGAGGAAUCUGAUGGGAUAGUGGAGGAGGAAAGCAAAGAGGCGAUGGCACCUCAGGCCGGAUCCCGCAUCUCACCGAGCAGGACCACCGAGAGCUCGGGUGGACUAGCGCCCAGCGGCAGCCGCAGCAGCGCCCGUCCGACCAGCCCGAGCCCGUCAGCCGCCAGCGAGGAGAAAGAGGAUGUGGAGAAGCUGCAGCGGGAAGAGGAAGACCGUAAAAAGAAGCUGCAGUUAUAUGUUUUUGUGAUGCGAUGCGUCGCGUACCCAUUCAAUGCAAAACAGCCCACAGAUAUGGCAAGGCGACAGCAGAAGAUAACCAAGCAGCAACUUCAGCAGACUAAGGACCGUUUCCAGGCCUUCCUCAAUGGAGACACACAGAUUGUGGCUGAUGAAGCAUUCAUCAAUGCUGUGCAGAGCUACAAUGAGGUGUUCCUAAAGAGUGACCGUGUGGCUAAGAUGGUCCAGAGCGGCGGCUUCUCGGCCAAUGAUUUCAGGGAAGUGUUCAAGAGGCACAUCGAGAAGCGCGUACGAAGCCUUCCAGAAAUUGACGGUCUGAGCAAGGAGACAGUACUCAGCUCUUGGAUGGCCAAGUUUGACACCAUCUACCGCGGUGACGAGGAUCCACGCAAAGCACAGCAACGCAUGACUGCCAGCGCGGCCUCUGAGCUGAUCCUCAGCAAAGACCAGCUGUACGAGAUGUUCCAGAAUAUCCUCGGCAUCAAAAAGUUUGAGCAUCAGCUGCUUUAUCAAGCCUGUCAGUUGGACAACCUGGAUGAGCAGGCUGCACAGAUCAGAAGAGAACUUGACGGUCGUCUUCAGAUGGCGGACCAGAUUGCCAGGGGUGGCAAGUUCCCCAAAUUUGUGUCUAAAGAGAUGGAGGCCAUGUUCAUUGAGGAGCUCAAGUCCUCCGUGAAUCAGCUGAUGGCCAAUCUGGAGAGCAUGCCUGUGUCCAAGGGAGGGGAGUUCAAACUCCAGAAGAUGAAACGGGGACACAAUACCUCCAUCAUCGACAUGGGCCAGGAGGACGAGAACACGUUGUCCAAGUCUGAUGUGGUUCUGUCCUUUACUUUAGAGGUGGUGAUCAUGGAAGUGCAGGGGCUAAAGUCUCUGGCUCCAAACAGGAUUGUCUACUGCACCAUGGAGGUGGAAGGAGGCGAGAAACUCCAGACCGACCAAGCAGAAGCAUCUAAGCCAACCUGGGGGACCCAAGGGGACUUCACCACCACACACCCUCUGCCUGCUGUCAAGGUGAAACUGUUUACAGAGAGCACAGGGGUGCUGGCACUGGAGGACAAAGAACUGGGCAGGGUUGUCCUCCACCCAACUCCAAACAGUCCCAAGCAGUCAGAGCUCCAUAAGAUGACCGUGACCAAGGCGUGCCCUGACCAAGAUCUGAGGAUCAAACUGGCCAUACGUAUGGACAAACCACAGAACAUGAAACACUGCGGGUAUCUGUGGGCCUUUGGAAAGAAUGUUUGGAAACGCUGGAAGAAGCGUUUCUUUGUCCUUGUGCAGGUGAGUCAGUAUACGUUUGCCAUGUGCAGCUACAGAGAGAAAAAGUCAGAGCCACAAGAGCUUCUCCAGCUGGACGGGUACACUGUGGACUACAGUGACCCCCAGCCAGGCUUGGAUGGUGGCAGGGCUUUCUUCAAUGCAGUAAAAGAAGGCGACACUGUAAUCUUUGCAAGCGAUGAUGAGCAGGACCGCAUCCUGUGGGUCCAGGCCAUGUAUCGAGCCACUGGCCAGUCCCACAAACCCGUCCCACCCACUCAAGUUCAGAAACUCAACUCCAAAGGGGGUGCCUCAGCCCAAAUGGAUGCUCCCAUUUCUCAGUUCUCUGGACUCAAGGAUGCUGACAGAGCUCAGAAACACGGAAUGGAUGAGUUUAUCUCCGCUAACCCCUGUAGCUUUGACCAUGCCUCGCUUUUUGAGAUGGUGCAGCGACUCACGUUGGAUCACAGGCUCAACGACACCUUUUGCUGCUUGGGAUGGUUUAGCCCAGGCCAGGUGUUUGUCUUGGAUGAGUACUGUGCCAGGAAUGGAGUUCGAGGUUGUCACAGACAUCUGUGUUACCUGCGUGAUCUACUGGAAAGAGCAGAAAGUGGAGUUAUUAUUGACCCCACUCUUCUUCACUACAGCUUCGCUUUUUGUGCCUCCCAUGUCCAUGGGAACAGAGAGGGCAGCAACAAUUACUGGGGGCCGCUGGGCUAUGAGGCCCUAAUGUCCCCAAAGAGCUCCCAAAGCCCAGAUCCUCGCACAAGCUCUAAACAAGCACGCAUAUUCACGUUUAGAAAGAGAAAGGAUUCCAAAAUACCACUCUGCCAAGGGCAAAAAAGGCCAGACGGGCUGAGCACAGUGAAAGUGGAUGAGAAGGAGCGCUUUGAAGACAUCAAGGAGCGGUUGCGUGUGAUAUUGGAAAACCAGAUUGUAAAUUUCAGAUAUUGUUUCCCCUUUGGUCGUCCAGAGGGAGCACUGAAGGCCACUUUAUCUUUGCUGGAGAGGGUCCUGAUGAAGGACAUUGUUACCCCAGUUCCACAAGAAGAAGUUAAAGGAGUGAUCCGCAAAUGUUUGGAGCAGGCCGCUCAGCUCAACUACGAGCGGAUUAAAGAAUAUGCUACAAUCGAAGGAAAAAAGAGGGAAAUGUUUGAGCACCCUGUCUUCUGCUUGGCGUCUCAAGUGAUGGAUUUAACCAUCCAGAACGUAGGCCGCUUAGUCACACCUGCCAAAAAACUGGAGGAAACAAUUCGCCUGGCGGAGUUAGUCAUAGAGGUCCUCCAGCAGAACCAGGAACACCAUGCGGAGGCGGCAGUCACAAGUUCUGGAGAUCAAUCGGGAAAAGAGGCAUUUGCAUGGUGGACAGACCUCAUGGUGGAACAUGCAGAAAACUUCCUGGCCCUCUAUGCCAUCGACAUGGAUGCCGCUCUGGAGAUCCAGUCCCCUGAGAGCUGGGACAGUUUCCCUCUGUUCCAGCUGCUCAAUGACUUCCUCCGGACAGACUAUCAUUUGUGCAAUGGAAAGUUCCACAAACACCUUCAGGAUCUGUAUGCUCCUCUGGUGGUUAGAUAUGUGGAUCUGAUGGAGUCCUCCAUAGCACAGUCAAUUCACAAGGGAUUUGAGCGAGAGUCCUGGGAGCCUGUAAAGAGUUUAACAAGUAAUCUGCCCAAUGUGAAUCUACCAAAUGUGAACCUCCAAAUUCCCAAAGUACCAAAUCUGCCAGUGCCAGUAGCAGGACUAUCAGUUAACCUUCCACAAAUGCCUAGCUUUUCUACCCCGUCAUGGAUGGCUGCUAUAUAUGACUCUGAUAAUGGCUCCGGGACGUCGGAGGACCUCUUUUGGAAGCUAGACGCCCUCCAGACUUUCAUCAGGGACCUGCACUGGCCUGAGGAGGAGUUUGCCAAACACCUCGAGAGUCGCAUCCAGCUCAUGUCGAGCAACAUGAUCGAGAACUGCGUCAAGCGCACAAGGAUGGCAUUUGAGUCCAAGCUGACAAAGAGCAGCAAGUCCACAGAUUUCCGCAUUUCUCCACCAUUAUGCACCAUGUUCAACGUGAUGGUGGAUGCCAAGGACCAAUCAGCUAAAUUGUGUGCAAUGGAGAUAGGUCAAGAGAAACAGUACCACACCCAAAUAGACGAGCUGAUUGAGGAAAGUGUGAAAGACAUGAUCCAGCUUCUGGUUGCAAAGUUUGUUGUCAUUCUGGAGAGUGUGUUGGCUAAGAUUUCCAGAUAUGAUGAAGGCACUCUCUUCUCUUCAUUCCUCUCAUUCACGGUGAAAGCUGCCUCUAAAUACGUGGAUGUACCUAAACCUGGAAUGGACGUGGCCGAUGGCUACGUGACCUUUGUGCGCCACUCUCAGGAUAUCCUUCGUGAUAAGGUCAAUGAGGAGGUGUAUAUAGAAAGGUUAUUUGAUCAAUGGUACACUGCCACCAUGAACCUGCUGGGGACCUGGCUCACUGAACGCAUGGAUCAGCAGCUCCACGUCUACCAGCUAAAGAUCCUCAUCAGGAUUACAAAGAAAAAGUACCGGGACUUUCGCCUGCAGGGUGUCCUCGAUUCCACCCUGAACAGUAAGAUGUACGACACGGUGCGCAACAGGCUGACCGUGGAGGAGGCCACUGCUUCAGUGAGGGAAGGAGGCAUGCAGGGCAUCUCCAUGAAGGACAGCGACGAGGAGGAUGAAGAGGACGACUAGAGCCCAGACACUGACACUCCAACCCGCACCCCGACCCCCUUUCACACUUUUGACUUUAGCCUGGUUACCGAUGCAUGUACCAACUCAGAUAGCCACUCUAGGACCUCUUUGUCAGCUCGAAAUGCCUAUGAAGGAACUAUUAAUUAUAAAAAUAGUACGUAUACUGAGGAAAUCUAAAUAAAAAUGUUGAAAAAUAACCAUGAUUGGCAGAUUAGCUGUGUCAUGAUAAAGAUACCACCUAUCUUUGAUUCAUUCAUUUCUAAAUUCAUUUCUGUGUUACUAAGCAAUAUGGAGAACCAUUUGUUUGACAAUGUUGAGUGAGAUAAAUAGGUGUGUCCCUGUCCAAUGCAAUCCUAUAUGGCGCUUAUUUGUCGUAUUCUACAUUCAUUAAUGGUACAUUGUCGUGAUGAGUGUGUGGACCCUUUUUCUUUGUCUUGUCCGUUUUUAAGUGAAUGCCAACUGCUUCAAACUGAAAAUAAACCUCUGUAUUUGUUUACGGCUGUUGCAGAUACACUGCUGUCUACUCACUGUUAUUAACAUUAACAACAGUAAGUCCAGACCUGCAUUUUUAUCAUGUGUCAAUGCUAUGUGAUCUUAUCUCAAUUACUAAUUAGACACGAUUCAACAGGAAUCUUGAACUUCAACGAGUGGUUAUUCUAGAGAUGCAAUAUUCUCAUAGCUCCAUUUUGAUAACUUGGGAGAUUCUAUUUUUAUUUUAACAUUAAAAGGCCUUGAAACAGGUUCUAUUUUAAUUGAGUUGCACUUUUACAGAGAAAAGAGCAAAAUAGUUUUUUUUAUUAAAAAAAAAAAGUUGGUCUGUCCUUGUUCUGUAAUUGUGUAGAAUGAGAUGUCUGGCAUUUGUUUGGGUCUCACUGUUGUUUUGUAUAUAUUAUAUAAAUAUAUAUAAAUAUAAAAUGCUGUACAUUGCAUUCUGAGCCAUCGCUGCAUGCCUGUGGGUUCCCACCCUCCCCAAACGCUUUCUGUUUUCUGUGUGAAUUAGCUGGUGGAUUUGUUCUUGCUUUUGCCUUAUGAAAGCCAACAGUUGUAAUAUGCAAGAGCUGUGGCCUCUAAAUAAAAAUUACUGUACAUGUGCA